Molecule: messenger RNA, 2477 nt
Organism: Carcharodon carcharias (great white shark)
Lineage: Eukaryota; Metazoa; Chordata; Chondrichthyes; Lamniformes; Lamnidae
Gene: rrp8
Product: ribosomal RNA processing 8
Exons: 7
Coding region: 197-1822 (541 amino acids)
Biological process (GO): rDNA heterochromatin formation; regulation of transcription by glucose; cellular response to glucose starvation
Cellular component (GO): rDNA heterochromatin; nucleolus; chromatin silencing complex
Molecular function (GO): methyltransferase activity
Source: RefSeq, a predicted model, not a curated record
CUCCCGGGCGGGAGGUGGCGCUGGUCCUCCCGGGCCGAAGGUGGCGCUGGUCCUCCCCGCCGGGAGGUGGCGCUGUGACUGGCGGCUCCUGGGGGUAGGCCUGAGGCCUGUGUGUGGUGUGCCCCGCGGUGAACGGUUAACACAUGAGCCCGAGCCCGAGCCCAGCAGCUGCCUGUUUCCCUUCACCAGAGGAGAGAUGUUUGCUGAGGAGGAUUGGAACGAUGAUCUGGAAGCCAGAGCUCUGAAUAAAACUCUCUUUCACAAGGUGGAGGCUUCACACUGCAUUGCUGAGUUGAAUGUGCAGGCACCUGGUGGGAAGAAGAAACAGAGGCUUCUGAAUACACUGCGAACUCUCUCUGCAGCAGGAGCACCUGAUCAGGACCCAGGAGGAACGCACUUCGACCCUGAGUGUGGAACAGCAAAGAAGAGCAAAAGGAAAAGAAACCGGGGAAAGAAGGAGAGGGUGGGUACGAGUCCGUCUGAACAGGACGUGGGGAAGGGAAGUGGAGCCCGUCUGAAAUCACCACCUGCUCAGAUUGCUGCAGGAAAGGAGAAUCAGAGCAGAGUAGCGGGAGCUAAGGAGAAUGGACACUUGGAGGCUGGUAAUCGGGAGCUGGGAGAAGGAACCUCAGCCCCUUGCCUAAAGUUGCUGAGAAGUAACUCGGGACAGGGGACACUCACCCGCAAGCAGUGGAGGAACAGAAUGAAAAACAAACAUAGGAGCAAAAACAAGUUCCGACCCAGAGAAACAUCCCUGGCAGAGAGUGGAGGACAAAUGGAGAACAUUGAACAUGACAGGACUUUGAUAAAAUCAAGACCUGAACAGGGGGAAGAGAAAAGUGUGACUGAUGCACAUGAACCUAAAAUAAAAAGAAGGAAAGGCAGAGGAGAAGAAUGGAAUAAACCAGCGGAGAGGACAGACUGUCACAGCAGCAAUGAAAAUAUGACCAACUACGAGAAGAGAGCAAGGGAUCAGACCCAAAAGGGUGAGACAAUAUCGAACUGUAAGAGAACCAGGAGGAAGGGGACGCCUGAAAAGAUAUUGAUGCAGGAGCGAAAGGACUGUAUCCCAGGUCAGCCUGGUUCCCUGGCCAGAGUCUUACCUACUGUGGAGGUAAACGGCACAGAAUCACAUCACUCUAGCCCGUCUACUGACCGCUCAGCAGCUCUGAGAACCAAGAUGGAAGAGCGCCUGAAAUCUGCCCACUUCCGCUACAUCAAUGAGCAGCUGUACACCUCAAGCAGUGCAGAAGCCAUGAAGUUCUUUACAGAGGAUAAGAAUGCCUUUGAGAUUUACCAUCAAGGCUUCACGGCGCAGAUAGAGCGCUGGCCAGAAAACCCAGUCAAUCGUAUCAUUCAGUACAUCAGAAACAGACCGUCCUCUGCUGUGGUGGCUGAUUUUGGCUGUGGUGACUGUAAAAUUGCUCGGAGCGUGAACAACAAGGUUUACUCGUUUGACUUGGUGGCGCUGAAUGAAUACGUGACCGUGUGUGACAUGGCGAGUGUUCCUCUGACUGCUGAAUCGGUUGAUAUUGUGGUCUUCUGUCUUGCUUUAAUGGGCACUAACCUUCUGGAUUUCCUGGCAGAGGCCACUCGAGUUCUCAGGCGAAGGGGGAUUCUGAAGAUUGCUGAAGUAGCCAGUAGAUUUGAAGAUGUCCAAAGUUUUAUCAACGUCGUGGGAUCUCUUGGCUUUAAGAUGAUUUCAAAGGACACGGAGAACAGCUACUUCUAUCUAUUUGAGUUCAGGAAGAAUCGGCCUCCCCGGGAGAAAGAUAAACUCCCCCAACUGCAGCUAAAGCCUUGCCUCUACAAAAAACGCUGAGACCUUCGGAGUGAGUGGGUAAACUAUGGAAGAAUCUGCGAAGAUGAAUAUUAUUGGUAGAAGUUACAAUUAAAUUAAGUGGUGAUGUGAGGAAGGGAGUCUCACCACAGAUUGAUGUUAGGUGUCGAAACAGAACUGUGAACAAGAAAACAUUCUGGGUUAUUUUCCUGCCUUUUUAAAAUUUUGUAUUGCCUCACAGAAGAGGCUGGACUUGGACUGUACAUAACGGAGAAGUGAUGAUCAUUCUGAGGGGGUGUACACUUUUGGAAUGAGUGACUUGGAUAAAGUCUGUCCAGCAGCAGUUGCCCUGCUUAUGAAUGAUAACAUUUAGAUGUUUGUAUUUUUGUAAAAAAAAAUGUCAUCAAAAUGCUACGUAAAUAACAGUAGGUGAGAAAAAUGUUGUAAUCUCACUGCAGAUUCUAUACAGCUGGGGUUUCCCUGAAACAGAACAGAGACUCUUGACUUCCACAGUUGUGUGUGUCUUAUCUCCACUGCUACAAAAUAUUGUGGGAAAGAUCUGAAACAUGAACAGUUUUUAUAUCACUUCCAGCUCAAAUUACUGUUAAUUUAAAUGUGAACAAAUCUCUGGUGUUACUGACAGAAAAAGAAAUUGAUUCAGCAAAUGGAGGAGAUAAAGGAAAUUAUUGACCCUCAA